Messenger RNA from Suillus discolor, 2322 nucleotides. RefSeq lists its product as uncharacterized. The record is from RefSeq and is a predicted model, not a curated record. The coding region runs from base 1 to 2322 and encodes 773 amino acids. The transcript has 20 exons. Lineage: Eukaryota; Fungi; Basidiomycota; Agaricomycetes; Boletales; Suillaceae.
AUGUACAACAACCCGGAGUUGUACCCCGAGUUCCAGGAAGCGGUGAAGGCACUGCCAUUCAUCAGUGCCGAACAUGUCUUUCCAAUGCACCCCAAGGAAUUAUGCCCGAAAAUAUGCCCGGAAUUGGGACGAGCAAAGCACAUAGAUGAGAUUCCAGACACUAUCCUUCAGAUAAAUGAUAACCCACUGGGUCUUCCCAAUUCCAUGUUCACAUUCCUGCGCUCGCAAAGGCCUCGGCGAGAAGUGGAUGAGUCAUCCAUCAGGAAUGGGGAGUCAUCUUGGCUUGUAAUACGUCACACGAUAUAUCAAUACAUUUUCAAGGGUGUAGGAUUCAAAUCGAGUUAUCAGAGCAAGGUGAUCCCCAGCUCAAAGGCUAGAACACCUGACCACGCAAGGUUGGACAUUGGUUUCAGGAGCAGACGCUCCUCUGUGCCAGAUAGCCCAUUGUCCAAAGUGUGUAGGUGGCCUGACCACAUAAAGUUGAACAUUGGCUUCAGGAGCAGAUGCUCCUCUGUGCCAGAUAGCCCAAUGUCCAAAGUGUGUCAGCAGCCUGACCAUGCAAACUUGAACAUUGGCUUCAGGAGCAGACACUCCUCUGUGCCAGAUGGCCCAAUGUCCAAAGUGUGUUGGCAGCCUAACUACGCAAACUUGAACAUUGGCUUCAGGAGCAGACGCUCCUCUGUGCCAGAUGGCCCAAUGUCCAACGCGUCUAUAUACCAAUACGGCUCAGAACUGCAGCCCCUUUCUGAGAAACUCAGCAUUUUUCUAAACAUGUCUCGUAUCAAUCAUACCGCCUGCAUGGGGUUGCUACCAGUGAAAGGUAGAAAGGCUCUGACACAAGUUGACGUCUGGUUCGAUUCACGACUCACCCAAUCAGGUGUCGCUCCACGUCGUCUGACGAGGAUCAGAACUCAGUUACUCCGUGCCGUAAACAAAGCAAAAGCAAUGCUUCGCACCCCAACAAGGUUCGAUCAACAGAUGCUGCUUAAGCAUAGUGUCCCUAUUUGGCCGAUGCAGUUAUGGCGCUAUACUGAAAUGCCACAACUGGUACCUGUAGUAUGCGAUUAUAACGUGCAGAUGAUGCAAGUCGACCCAUCUAGCAUCAACAGGCGCAAGGUGCGUGGGGAUUGGGAAGAGUGUAUUCACCUGUCGGGGGCUACAUAUCAUUACAAUGGCAAAAUGGAAACACGUCGAAUAUUUUCCAAGCAAGGUUUCAAUGAGUCUCCUGGAAGUAAGAGAAUUACGGCUUCAAUUGAACUGGUAUCGCAUAGAUCUACAUUUCAAGUCGAUGACCAAAGGAUAGAGGAGCUUGCAGGACCUGAUGGGGCGAUGAGGGAACCGAGUAUCGCAAUCUGUGUCAAUAAAGGGCAUCACCAAUACUUGAACCACUAUGGCCAGCCCGAAGCUUGCUUAAUGCGAACGCAUUCACUGGGCAAGAGACGUAGGGAUCUAGAACAUUCUCCCCUCAUGACUGGUAUUGCAGUCACAAUGUUUUGGAUUCCAAUAAUGGUGCUCAAACGCCUCAGAAGCAUUUACAUUGAUGGCCUCGUAAAUGGGGUAGACAUAAAGGGAUUCACGGAUGACUUCAGCGUUCAGGCUAAAGCUCAAACCACCGUGGCAAGUGUCAUUCUGGCAGUCAAUGCCUCCAUUCUCGCCAUCCCGGGUCUAGGCACACAAAUUGCCACAAAGACGUUAUGCUCCAUCUCCUUCGUGUACUACCUGCAAGGGAAGAUGGACUGCCACAGUUUGGCAUUUUCCAUCCUUGGGUUUCUCGCUGGUAUCUUUACAGUUGAUUUUGGGCUACCCUUGUCCGCAAAGAUAGGCUGCGGGCUGGCCCUCAUUGCGGGAGGGGGCCUUAUACUUCCAUUGAUGAUGGCCAGUUUUGAUCCAGAUAUCUGGUCUCGUUGUCAGGACAGUACUAAAACCUGGCCAGUGGUAGCAUUCAUCCACAAGCUGUUGCACGAUCACCAUUGCUGUCAGGGUUGCCCAGAUACACCCCCCCUUCAGCUCAUGCGCAACUCAGGUGUCAAGCUCCAGACUGAAUUAAAGGUUCUAUCCUUUUUGCUCAAAGAUCGUGUCUAUCCCGGUGAUCUUUGGAAAAUCAUUGGGGAGCACACUAUCGAAGUAAAGCAGGAGGUGAUGUUAAUUCAACACCAGAGCACCUGCAUUGGUGGAUCAAAGGGGAAAAGGCAUGUAAUGAUAGAGCAUCUUCUCAUGGAGGAGAGGAAGAAACGGGGCCAGAUGGAGGUGUCUCUGUAUAGCCAGGCCAUUGAACACUUGCAGCAACACCGGCUGCAUAAGCUUGUCAACUUUGGCACAUAA